This is a messenger RNA of Coregonus clupeaformis (lake whitefish), 4988 nucleotides long. Its product is annotated as C-Jun-amino-terminal kinase-interacting protein 2-like. The transcript has 13 exons. Gene Ontology annotation, molecular function: protein binding. Bases 415 to 4347 code for a protein of 1310 amino acids. NCBI's taxonomy places the organism in Eukaryota, Metazoa, Chordata, Actinopteri, Salmoniformes, Salmonidae. The record is from RefSeq and is a predicted model, not a curated record. Gene Ontology annotation, cellular component: cytoplasm. Gene Ontology annotation, biological process: regulation of JNK cascade.
UCUGCACCGCUGGCCCACCGCCGCUUUGUGUCACAGGCAACAUCACAGCGGCAGACAUUUGGCAAGGCAGGCUGCGGACUGUCUGCGGGUCGUGUAUGUGUGUGACUGGCUGGCUGGGCUGGCCGCAUCGGGAGCAGAUAGGAUUUUUUUUUCUGUGAUUACCGCAGUAUAAUGUUUUUUCUCUGUUCUAUGCCAUUUCCGGGCCUUAGAGUGGAUAGCAGCUCAAAUCAGAUUUGAUGGUGAUGCUGAGUUAGUGUAUCUGAUUUGGCUAGGUCGAGGCCAGGGGCUUCUUUAACAGCGUGGCAGUAGGAUACAGGGAGGGAGAGCGAGAGAAACCGCGUUGUUCGUGGUUGUGAAUGGACUGCGCUCCCUCAGUAAUUAUCUGCAGUCACUUCGAGUCGUUUCUGCAGGAAGAUGGCGGACAGGGCUGAGAUGUUCGCACUCUCCACCUUCCACUCCCUCUCUCCUCCAGGCUGCAGGCCUGCCCAUGACAUCAGUCUGGAGGAGUUUGAUGAUGAGGAUCUGUCUGAAAUCACAGAUGACUGUGGAAUAGGACUCAACUACGACUCUGAUCCAUACGAGAAGGAUUGUAUGAUUCUGGAGAAGAGUGAUAUGCACCACCCGGUCUGCUCCUUCCAGGACGACUUCCAGGAGUUUGAGAUGAUCGAUGACGAGGAUGAGGAAGAGGAGGAUGAAGACGAGGUGGACCCUGACGGUCCCCCCUCCCCCUCCACUUCCCUUCCUCCUUCCCCUACCCUGGGCACGCUGAAGAGCCGGCCCACCACCCUCAACCUCACCACCACUCUCUCUCUCUCUCAGGACGCAUUGAACAACAACGGCAGUCUUUCUCCAAAGAAGGGCAGCUGGCAGCACUCUCUACGCAAGCCCAUCUCACAAGGCCGUCUGUCUCCAACCCACUCUUGUCUGGAGCAUGGGAGUCACAUGACGGGCCAGUGCCCUUCCCAACCAGCCCCCCAGGCCCCAGGGUACCAGAGCAAAGGUACUCUCCCCAAACAGGCAGGAGAGGGUGGCCACCCCGAGUACCCUCGCAGACCCCUCCUCUGCGACAUGGAGGGCAAUAGACGGGAGAAGCCCAAAUACGGCUCCUUCGGUCAACACAAGUCUCACCUGGGCUCUGAUGAGGUCAUUAACUCCUCAGCCGACCCUUCAACUCUGACCUCCAGAGUUUCAUCCCUGGAUGACCACUCCCAGUGCUCUGACACUGAGGUCGACCACGACAUCAACAACGCCGACCACAACCACAAACGUUCACGGUCCUGCAUGUCCACCCAGCGACGUGCCACUGACACCUACACGGUCACCACUGAGUCAGGCCUGGACCCGGAACUGGAAAACAACCAAGACGGGACCAGCCGAUGCCUGUCCUCCACUGCUCCCAUUGGGGGGAAUGAUGGCGCUGACACCCCUCUGUCAGAUGAGGAGCUGGAGAAAGAUUUUGACGUAGAGUUCAUGUGUAAGGAGACCUAUGACAUUGUGGGGAAGGAGAACCAGAGCUCAGUCUACGUUGAAUUCCCCUCCAUCGAGCCCUGUGAGCUGGCUUCUUUCUCCAGCUACAUGUCAUCAAGCCGCUCCGAUGUUCUUGACCAAUCCCGAAGCACUGAUCAGAGCGAGCAUCCAGCUGCAGCCAAUGAGGAGGUCAACCACUCCACCUCUCCGUCCUCUGACCCAGGCAUCGCUGACAUGAACGCCAAGCGGUGCUACGCCGCCUCAGACCAAGAGCAUGACCUGAGCUCUCCUGGGUCAGAGUCAGACAUCGAGGGGGAGCUGGAUGCAGCGUUCGCCUGCGGAGGACCUCUGGUCUCCAACAUGAUCUCCUCCAUCUCAGAGACAGAGCUGGACAUGACCAGUGAUGACAGUAGUAGUGGACGCUCCUCCCACCUCACCAACUCCAUAGAGGAGGCCAGCUCACCCACCUCUGACCAGGAACUGGACCCAGACACCGAGUUAGAACAGGACAGCGGCAUUGUGGGAAUGAAGGUUUCGCUCCUCCUUGGCCAGCCAGACUCCAUCAAAGAGGGCUCACCCUUACCCUCACCUUCACCAAUACCCUCCCCCACCAUAGCCACCCCUUCCCCUGCUGACUCCCCCAUCCUGCCCCCAGAGCCCUAUGAUGACGGCCAGGCUCUGAUGGGCCUACAGAGUGUAGAUGAUGAUGAAUUGCCCUAUGAGCACCAGGCUGACCUAGAUGAGGCCCUGCCCCCACCCCCACGCUGUGAGGACAGCAUCUCCAGACAGAUGCUCCUCCAGAUAGAAUCAGACCACAGCCUGGAGAGCUUCAAACACUCCUUCUACCUGCCAGUGGGACCCAGACUCAUACCCACUCACGCUGACGACUACGACGGUAACAGUGAGGGAGAGUCUGAGUCGGAGAGCGAGGAUGAGCUGAGCGAGAAUUCAGACUCACCCUGGUUGCUAAGCAACCUGGUGAACAAGAUGAUCUUGGAGGGGUCUCAUCCAAUCAGCUGUCCCGAGGACUGUUUCAAGAGGUCAGUGUCUGUCUCGGACACCAUCUCACCCUCCUCGGACAUCGAGCCAGACGUGUUCACCGACGCUGCAGGCGAAAAAGUGCAGAAAUCUGUGACGAAGGGAUCAGAGUAUAAAGAAGGGAAGGGUCUGAGGAACAAGGGGAAGGAGAGAGAGAAGAGGGAGAAGAGUGCAGAGCCACCCAAAUGGAAUACAGGGAAAGCCAACGAUAGAUUUGGCCCCUGUCUGUACAAGAGCAAUCCCACAGCUGACACCAUCAGACCGGUGAUCGUGGAGCGCUAUGGCAACAGGGUAUCCACAGACAAUAAUCACACUCAGGCCUCGGAGAAAGAAAUCACCAGCCCUAAAUCAGGCAAAAACACCAAGAGGAAGGAUGAAGAAGAGGAUGAUGACGAUACUGUGGAGCCCGAUAACGACCUGAUGAUGCUGGAGGGGAGGAAGGAGCUGGACUCUCCCAGUCUGAGUGAGAGCGUGGCGAGUGACAAGGACGAGGGCCGCGAGACUGAGGCCAAGCCCACUGGACGCUCUACGGCCUCCCUGGAACGCAUCACCACGGUCAAACACAGCAUGACCCUGGACAUCCCCACGGCCCGGACCAACCAAUGCUUCAGCCUCACCUACUCCACUGACAAUGAUGAGGAGGAGGAGGAAGAGGGAGACUCCUCCCCGUUCCUGAGCUGCCUGAGGAAGCAGUCAUCCUAUGGUGGCAGCCACCAGUACCUGGAUAGCGCUCCACCCAUCGACGAGAGUGUCCAGGACCUCCCCCUGUUGGAGAAGGAAUUCCCCCUGUGUGAGAGAGACCUCCCCCUGCGGUCCCAGCCGGAUGAUGAUGGUCUGGCGUACGACUCCAUGAAGUACACUCUGGUAGUGGAUGAGAACACUACACUUGAGCUGGUCAGCCUCAGGAGAUGUACCUCUGUGCUGAGUGAUGACAGUGAGCUGUCUACGCUGUGUGAUGAUGACCCUCUGGGGACGGGGGAGGUGGGGUACGGCCGGCGGAACGGAGGAGUGCGGCCAGAUCUCCUCAGCUCGUCAGAAGACUCCUCACCUGAGGCUGACAUGCACUUUUCCAAGAAGUUCCUCAACGUGUUUGUCAACAGCACCUCACGAUCCUCCAGUACAGAGUCGUUUGGGCUGUUCUCCUGUACCAUCAACGGAGAGGAGAGGGACCAGACACACAGGGCUGUCUACAGGUUUAUCCCCAGACAUGUGGAUGAGUUGGAGCUGGAUGUGGACGACCCUCUGUAUGUCGAGGAGGAGGAGGAUGACUACUGGUACAGAGGCUACAACAUGCGGACGGGAGAGAGGGGGAUAUUCCCUGCCUUCUACGCCCAUGAGGUCAUAGGGCAGUCCAAGGAGAUAAUGGGAGUGAAGAGGAACCCAGCCUGGAUGGACAGUUUCAGCGUUCAGUUCCUGGGUUCUGUGGAGGUGCCCUAUCACCAAGGCAAUGGCAUUCUCUGUGCCGCCAUGCAGAAGAUUGCGAUAGCGCGGAAGCGGACGGUCCAUGUGCGACCCCCCUCUCUGUGUGAGCUGGAGAUUAGUUUACAAGGGGUUAAACUGGUGAUGAGCCUGGAGGACGAAUAUGACACUAUGGAUGAGUUUGACAGAUGUAGUCACUUCUUCCAGAUGAAGAACAUCUCUUUCUGUGGAUGCCAUCCCAAAAACAAUUGCUACUUUGGCUUCAUCACUAAACACCCCAUGCUGAACAGGUUCGCCUGCCACGUCUUUGUCUCCCAGGAGUCAAUGCGGCGUGUGGCCGAGAGUGUUGGACGGGCUUUCCAGGAGUAUUACCAGGAGCACCUGGAGUACGCCUGCCCCACCGAAGACAUCUACCUGGAGUAGAGCAGGCAGGAAAUAUGAAGUGUUGCCAUGACAACCAUCUUCUCUUCUUCCUGCUGCUGCUUGUGUAUGUUCAUCAAUCUCACCACCAGAGGCUGCUGGUGGCUCUGCUCUCAUCGUAAAAUACCCCAUAUAUACAGGAUCCCUCUAAAACUGGAAUGUUCAUUUCAGUUCUACAGUAUGCGACGUGUUUUAUUCAUUUAUUGACUUAUUUAUUGAUUCAUUUGUUUGUACGUUUAUUUUCCAUCUUCUAGAUGGAUUGCCUGUUUCUUUUUCUAUGAUACAGUUACAGGAAUAAGUCUUGGCACCUUAUUUUAGAUAUUAUGUAUCCUCCUUGGUUUAAAAAACAAGAACAACAAUGAUAAUCAUACUACUGAUAUUUCACAUGUUCCAAUGCAUGGCUAGGAGGGUAAUACACUGUACUAAUCACACACAGAAACACAGACCUAUUAGGAUACAAAAACAGAGCAACAAUCAAGAGGACAUGGAGCAUAUUAUUUGUUCAGGUGUAAAUACGUUUUUGUUCAAUAUUGACAAACUGCUAUUCUACUGAUAGUGACAUUGGAUCGAAGAAGAGGGAGAGUACAGUGAUGUGAUUGGUCCGAGCUAACACCUGUAUCGUGUACAAGACAUAGUGUGUUCUG